Leishmania mexicana MHOM/GT/2001/U1103 is the source of this 1302-nucleotide messenger RNA. Its product is annotated as putative DNAJ domain protein. The record is from RefSeq and is a predicted model, not a curated record. The transcript has a single exon. NCBI's taxonomy places the organism in Eukaryota, Euglenozoa, Kinetoplastea, Trypanosomatida, Trypanosomatidae. Bases 1 to 1302 code for a protein of 433 amino acids.
AUGUUUCUACGAACACGUACCUUGUGCUACACAGUGCACACCCCGCGCGGCAUCAACUUCGACCUCUCUGCCGACGAUGCAAUCCAUCGCAUCCAGGACAAGUAUGGGCGCCGUUGGUUUGGCGCGCAGCUCGACUACCUCCGUCUAGAGACGCCAUCGAAGGAGUUCUUGCCUUUUUACCUCUGCAGCGGCCGCAUCCACGCCUCCUUCGUCGGCAAUGUGAGCUACAGCGUCAACACGACCUCCGGCGAUGGCAAGAGCACACGCUCCUCCACCCGCUACGUCAGCACGUCCUUGCAGGCCCUUGACAGCGUCUUUGAGGAGAACAAGACGCAAAUCUACGCCGGCUACAAGUACAACAUCGCCCACGUCCAUCACGCGCUGCGCGGCGAUCAGCUCAGCUACUCGCUGCGCAAGAUGUACGAGGUGGACACCACCGGGGCCAUCAUCAACCUCUUCGAGCAGUCGACCGGGACGAUGAUGAAGUUUGUGGAGAUGGAGGUGCGGCAGCAGGCGGAGGAGACCGCGCGCUCCCUCGUCCGGUCCUUCCACCCCUCCGCCGACUCCGUCACCGUGGAGUUUAAGGAGUUCACGUUCCACCUUGACGAUGUCACCCCCACGUUUGUGCCAUGCUUCGUCGUCAAGUCGGAAUACGAGGCGGAGCGCUACACGCUCUACGUGUCGGGCCUCAACGGCCAAGUCGGCGGUCCGUAUCUGCUCAACUCGGUCUACAUAGCCCGUACCACUGCCCUCGCCACCCUGGCCGCCGCUCUGCUCCUUGUGCCGAACAAGGUGGCGGGCUGCUUCUUCGGCUCCGUGGCGUGUGUGGCCACCUACUACGCGGCCUUCUUCGCGGCUCGCUGGUACCCGGUGAUGCGGCGCAACUGGAACCGCCAGAAACGGGAGCGACUGCGCCGUGAUAACCUUGGGCUCGAUCAAGCCGGGUACCGUCCCAACAUCUCUUCCCAACGCAUUCAGCAGGAGUACCGCUCCUCCACCUACUGGGACACCCACGCCUAUCAGCAGCGACGCCACACUGACUCGCAUGGCCCGAGAUCUGCCUCCUCGUCGUCGUCGUCCUCGAGCUUCUCAGCGCAUUCGGUGGCAGACCCGCUCGGGUACUACCGCGCGUUGGGGCUCAACGGUGAUGAGUCGGUCAACGAAAUCCGCAGCGCGUAUCGGCGAAUCGUGCUGAAGCAGCACCCCGACGUGGGCGGCUCGAGUGAGGCAAUGGUGAAGGCGAACGAAGCCUAUCGCGUCCUUCGAGAUCCAAAGCGGCGAGCGGCAUACGACCAGAGUUAA